Messenger RNA from Homo sapiens (human), 1644 nucleotides. RefSeq names its product transmembrane protein 276 (gene TMEM276). The record is from RefSeq and is marked validated. The coding region runs from base 764 to 1342 and encodes 192 amino acids. The transcript is spliced from 3 exons. Lineage: Eukaryota; Metazoa; Chordata; Mammalia; Primates; Hominidae. Gene Ontology annotation, cellular component: membrane.
AGCCCGCACCUACCGGCCAGGCCGGUCAGCUCGGUCCACAGCUCUGGCGCGGGCAGGUCUGGGCGCCGGCGACCCCGGGGCUUGCGGGCUCUCUAGGGAGGGGGCAGGGGCGCCCCUGAGGAGGGGGGCAGGCAGCCUGCUGGCCCCUUCCCUCCGCGAACCGGGCCGGAGGAUUGGGGCCGAAGUCUACGCUUCCAGCAUCGGGGCCGAGCCGAGGGUCCUCGGCACGGCCCCGUCGCCCCGCGCCCCGUGCCCGCCCCCGCCCCGGGAACCUCGGCGUGGGGGUGGGGCAGGCGGCGGGAGACGACGGGCUGCACGGCCAGCCCCGCUCACCUGGGCGGGGUCCCCGGGCUCCGCGGCCGCCGCGGCGCCACCAUCCCUGCGGAAGAGGCUGUAGAAGAUGUAGAUGAGCAACGAGUAAAAGGCGUACAUGGGAGCGCGGGGCGGCAGAGGGCCCCGCUUCGCGCCGCCCCGCGUCCCCGCGCCCAGACUCGGCGCCCGCCCGCCGCAGUGCCGGUGCGCAUGCUCGCGACGGCCGCCCCCACGGCCCGGCUCCCACGGCUGGAAGGUGUGUGCAGUGGCCUCAGGGAUCCGGAAAGUCUAGGACUGAACUUCUCCUAACAUCCAGUAAUGGGGACCUGGAACCUGGGCUUACUAGAGUGCCGCGCGUAGGGCUCCAGGUCGCUGGCUUCUGCGCUUCCUUCCUCUCCAAAGUUGAGUAUCUCCUAUCUGUGUCCUCGUACAUACUGCCGCCUGAGGUGCCAUGGCCCCCAAGCCGGGGGCCGAGUGGAGCACAGCCCUGUCCCAUCUGGUGCUGGGAGUGGUGUCUCUGCACGCAGCCGUGAGCACAGCCGAGGCAAGUCGAGGGGCUGCUGCUGGCUUCCUGCUCCAGGUCUUGGCUGCCACCACCACGCUGGCCCCAGGGCUGAGCACACACGAAGACUGCCUUGCUGGAGCCUGGGUGGCCACCGUCAUCGGCCUUCCCCUUCUGGCCUUCGAUUUCCACUGGGUGAAUGGGGACCGCUCCUCUGCCAACCUGCUCCUGGGAGGAGGCAUGGUGCUGGCAGUGGCUGGCGGCCACCUCGGCCCUGAGGGCCGCUCUGUGGCUGGUCAGGCAAUGCUGUUGGUGGUCGCAGUGACCAUCCUCAUUGUAGCUGUCUUCACGGCCAACACUUAUGGGAUGUGGGGGGGGGCGAUGCUGGGUGUGGCAGGCCUCCUGAGCCGGCUGGAGGAGGACAGGCUGCUGCUGCUACCGAAGGAGGAUGUCUGUCGCUGGGCCUUGGCUGUAGGCAGCUGGGCUUACUGCCGGGCCCUGCAUACACAGCGCCUCCAGUGGGAGUGACAGUUGGAUACAGCCAGGCAGGGUUUCUGCCCUGCCGAACACUUUCCCUCCCACCUGCCUGCUCCUGGCGCCUUCUCCCUAGGGGUAGACUCUUCUGCCUACUGAAGUGGGUUUGCUGCACAUUGACUGGUCAGGGGCAGAGUCUGGGUGCUGUCCUUUGGCCACGUGUGGGGACUUGUCUAGACCAGAAUGAAAGGGACAGGGUCCCAGACACGUUUGGGGGUCCUGAUUCUGGGCUGGACACGGUUGUGGAUCCAGAGAAGAGGCCUAGUCUCCAAUAAAUCUUAGGAAUUUUGCAGGAA